This is a messenger RNA of Cladocopium goreaui, 3294 nucleotides long. Lineage: Eukaryota; Dinophyceae; Suessiales; Symbiodiniaceae. The record is from the annotation of a GenBank genome assembly.
AUGGAGGGCAGCUCAAUGGAAGUGGACGAUGGAUCAGGGAGCAUUGUGGUCUUGGCGAUGGGGAACAAUUCAGAUGGACAACUGGGAUGUGGGGUGCUGGAUGAUGAUGACGACAAGGUCUUUGAACCUACUUCACUGGGCACCUUCGAAAGCAUCGUGGUGCGCAACUGUGCGAUGUCUUUGAAGCACUCCAUGUGGUUGACCGCUGAUGGUAUCGUCUACAGUGCAGGGGACAACGACUCGGGUCAGUUGGGACGGUCUGGAAAGAGGACGAAACCAUUCAAGAUCGAAUCCAUUGAGCAUCUGCCGGUGGAAAGCGUGGCGGCUGGGAAUGGCUUUACAGUCCUGGCGGGCAAAUUGGACGGUCGUCUGAUGGGCGUGGGCCGCGGAGACCGCGGACAGCUGGGAAUGGGCGGUGCGGAUCGAGACGACAAGGAGAAAGUGAAGUUUUCCCGCGAAGAGAACCAACUGCUGCAGCUGAGUGCUGGGGAAUCCCACUGCAUUGCCUUGAGUAGAUCUGGAAAAGUUUUGGCUUUUGGUGAGAACAGACAUGGACAACUGGGAUUGGGCGACUUUGUGAGCAGCGCAACGCCGAAGCCCAUCGCUUCACUUCACAGCCGGCCGGUGGUGCGUGUUUGUUGUGGUGCGAGUCAUUCCUUAGCCCGGACAGCCAGCGGUUUGCUUUGGGCCUGGGGCUGCAACGAACAUGGCCAGCUUGGCUUGGGAGACACCAAGCCUCGAUUUCACCCUGAGCAGGUGAAAGCUAUGCGCGUGUCGCGCUGUGUGGAUGUGGCGGCGGGCAGCCGACAUACCUUGGCCAUCACAGAGAGGGGUUUGGUCUUCGCUUUCGGAGCUGGUGGAAGUGGACAACUGGGCAGUGGAGGAAUUGCUGAGACCGAGCCAUAUCCCAAAGUGGUGGAGAGCCUUAAGGAGAUUGGAAACUGUCUACAGGUGGCUUGUGGCCACAGCCAUAGCCUGGCGUUGGUGCAAAAUGAAGAGUCCUUGAAAGAGAACGUCUACGCCUGGGGCCUAGGCUCCUCUGGUCAGUUGGGGAUCCCCAAGGAGCAGUUGCAGGACCGGAAACUGUCGCCCCUGCCGCAGAAAGUCCGCUUGGAUCCUGCCCUGCGGGUGGUGAGCAUCACCAGUGGACCUUUGGCGCAUCACAGCUUCCUGGUGAUGCAGCGGCUCGCAGCCAACGGCUACCCCACGUCGAAUGGCGCGGGACCACGAGACUUGAGCCCUCGGAUGGAAGGUGUCCGUUUGAUGCGGCAUUCCCUGCAGACCGCCAUCGACGCGGACGACUUGCUGCGACUUCUGCGGACCCUGCGACCGGGCGAAGCGGGCGAUGCCUCGCAGCAAAGCCAGGCACUGGUGAAGGCGGUGGGUGCUGCUUUCAGCUCCGUCAGCGUGCUGAAUGCCUCGUUCCGGCGCUCUGGAAAGGGGAUCCCACUGGGAAGCAGCGCUGAGUCCAGUGGGGUAGAUCUGCUGAAGGUGAGAAAAGCUUACAACACCUUGGUCUUUGAGUUGAACAACGCAGAGUUGGUGAACACCUUGGGUCGCGCCACGGUCUCCAUUUGCGAUGAGCUCAUGAAACACAAGAUUCCAACAGAUGAUCCGGAAACUUUGUGCGUUUUCCUGGUGGUUUUUGAACAUCCACUUCUGUUGGCGGAGCAUCGGACCUCUUUGUUCGCAGGGUUUCAUGUUGCCCUGCAGCGCCUCACCGCGGCGGUGUUAUCGCUGCCGAAGGAAUCGCAGAAGCUGUUGUUUGGAUGGCUGAAGCACCUUCCCAGCGAAUACUUUGGCCGGGUGGUAGACGUUAUGCAGCAGUACGUCACCUACGUCUUGACACAGCCCGGGCAGAAUCAGGGAGACGUCUCCGCGGCUGUGAUGAUGCUGAAGACGCUGUGGGACGUCAAUGCUGAGAUGGAUGGCAUUCUGCCGGAGUGGUGCUUCCAGAGUUUGGCGAUUUCUCAGAGCGAUCUGCAGGAACACUACCGUCAGUGGCAGCAACAGCAAUCCUUGGUCUUCUCCUACUGUCGUUAUCCGUUUCUCCUGAACGCCUUUGCCAAACGUCGCCUGCUGUCCUUCGAUGUGGAGCUGCGGACGCAAGUCACGUCGCAAGAGAUUUGGGCCAAGACUCUACGAUGUUCGGAAGAGCCGAGCCAAGUGGAAGCCAAGUUCCAGCAGCUCUUGAUCUACAGAGUGCGAAGAGAGCACGUCUUUUCGGACUUCUGUGGGCAGAUCUGGUGGCGCAUCCAGAACAUGCCUGAGUGUUUGUGUCUGCCGUUGACGGUGGAUUUCCUUGGUGAGCAGGGCAUCGAUGCGGGUGGUCUGCGAAAGGAAUGCUUGCAUCUGGUCUUGCGGGAACUCUACAGCACUCAGUUUUUCAGCGAAUUGGAGGAGUGUCCUGGACUUCUGUGGUUUCAACCUGGCGGAAUGGUGGCCUCCAUCCACUCGGAGGCCCCUGAAGCGGCCAAUGUGCUCUAUGAUGGGACUUGGCCGGAGCAUCUAGCUGAAGUGGCUGGAGCGAUCGUGGGCCUCGCUGUCUACAAUGCGAUCUACUUGGAUUUCAGGGUACAUCCACUGAUGUACCGAUUCCUGGUGCAACGGACCGUGAGCUCCAAUCUCGAGGACCUGCAGAGUCUUCAUCCAACUCUGUACAGAUCGCUUAGGACUUUGAGAAAGCAUGAUGUCCGAUCUUUGUGCCUAAGCUGGUCAGUCCGUUUGCCGGGUGCCGCGGAGGACACCGCCCUGGCGGGCAGAUCCGGCGACGUGGAGCCCGAAGAUCUGGAGCUCUUCAUCCAGCAGUAUGCGCAGGCUGCGCUGCAUGGUGGCAGCGAAGAUCGGAUCUCGGCCUUCGUGAAAUCAGCGUUGCUCUGUAUGGCCGUGGGUCCAGCCUUUUCCCUGUGCACCGCGAACGAUUUGGAACUCUUGAUCUGUGGCCUACCUGGGCUAGCAGCAAACUUUCGGGAGCUUGAACAGAGCAGUGUCUAUGCCAAUGGUUACCACGCGGAUCAUCCUGUGGUGAGGGUCUUCUGGCGUGUGGUUCAUGCCAUGCCUGAGAUCUGGCGCCGAAAGUUGCUGCUCUUCUGUACGGGUUGCGAUCGAGUGCCCAUCCUGGGCUUGAAAGCAUUGAACUUCGUGGUCUCCAGAAGUUCAGUGGAGUUGGAUCAUCUACCAACGGCCAACACCUGCAUCAACCAGCUGAACCUCCCGGAAUACCCCACGGAGGAAAUGAUGCUGAUCCGUCUGCGGGCGGCACUGGAGCACUACACCGGCUUUGGCUUCGCGUAG